Messenger RNA from Toxotes jaculatrix (banded archerfish), 1888 nucleotides. RefSeq names its product acid phosphatase 7, tartrate resistant (putative) (gene acp7). Gene Ontology annotation, molecular function: metal ion binding; acid phosphatase activity. Lineage: Eukaryota; Metazoa; Chordata; Actinopteri; Toxotidae. The record is from RefSeq and is a predicted model, not a curated record. Bases 269 to 1588 code for a protein of 439 amino acids. The transcript has 15 exons.
UGUUCCCUGACCAAACAGCUGAGCUGAGUUGUGUUGUGAGUGUUUGAAGUUACUCAUUUAACAUUGAACGAACUUAUUCGGGGGCCAGAAAGGGUCUGCGCUUUUGGAGAAUAUUAUUUCAUGUCAUUAAACUUUUCAUCAUUCAGGUUGACUGCGGCUUGACUAAUGUUGAGUUUUUCAUCAAAGACCAAAACACAUUCUGUGUGUGUGUGUUUGUCGCUGUCACGGAGCACUGAGUAAAGUCUCACAAAGUCAGUGCAGUGUGAAAAUGGUGCCUGUCCAUGCCGCCUGCGCCUUGUUAAGCCUUGCACCCCUGUUGGUGCUUGGUGUUCCUCCCAUUUUGACCCAGCCAGAGCAGGUGCACAUCUCCUAUCCAGGUGUUCCAGGUUCCAUGGUUGUGACCUGGACCACCAACGAUAAGACAGAGAGCAAGGUGGAGUACAGCCUUCUGGGAGGUCGGCUCUUUGAGAUGACCGCCAAAGGUAACGCUACUCUGUUUGUGGACUCCGGAGUGGAGAAGAGGAAGAUGUACAUUCACAGGGUCACCCUCACAGGCCUCAGGCCAGCUGCUGCUUAUGUGUACCACUGUGGCAGUGAUGAGGGCUGGAGUGAUGUGUUCUCCUUCACUGCGCUGAACGACAGCACUCGUUUCAGUCCCAGGUUUGCUCUGUAUGGUGACCUGGGCAAUGAGAACCCUCAGUCUCUGGCUCGACUACAAAAGGAGACGCAGCUUGGCAUGUACGAUGUCAUCCUGCACAUAGGGGACUUUGCCUAUGAUAUGCAUGAGGACAAUGCCAGGAUUGGGGAUGAGUUCAUGAGGCAGAUCCAGUCCAUAGCAGCCUACGUGCCCUACAUGACCUGUCCAGGCAACCACGAAGCUACCUACAACUUCUCCAACUACAGGAAUCGGUUCAGUAUGCCAGGCCAGACUGAGAGCCUAUGGUACAGCUGGAACCUGGGGUCAGCGCACAUCAUCUCCUUCUCCACUGAGGUUUAUUUCUAUCUCGAAUUCGGCCUGGAGCUCCUCUUCAAGCAGUAUGAGUGGCUGAGGAAAGACCUCGAGGAGGCCAACAAGCCAGAAAACAGAGCGGUGCGUCCGUGGAUCAUCACCAUGGGACACAGACCCAUGUACUGCUCCGAUGAUGACCAGGAUGACUGUACCAGAUUUUACUCCUAUGUCCGACUGGGACGGAACGACACCAAACCGCCAGCUCCCGGUCUAGAGGAUCUAUUUUACCGCUAUGGAGUGGAUCUGGAGCUGUGGGCACAUGAGCACACAUAUGAGAGGCUUUGGCCUGUGUAUGGUGACAAGGUAUACAAUGGGAGCAAAGAGCAGCCUUAUGUGAACCCCAAAGCUCCAGUUCACAUUAUCACAGGCUCUGCUGGCUGCAGAGAGAAGACCGACAGGUUCAAUCCAAACCCCAAAGACUGGAGCGCUUUCCGCAGCACAGACUACGGCUACACCCGCAUGCAAGUGGUCAACACUACCCAUGUUUACUUGGAGCAGGUCUCUGAUGACCAGUACGGUAAGGUGAUUGACAGCAUAUGGGUGGUGAAGGAAAAGCAUGGCUUCUCUGCCUGGUUCUGAAGACUGCUAUUCUUAAAUAAUCUACUCAGGAAACGCACUUUGAACUCAAAACAAGCAUUUUUUUUUGCUGUGCCACACCAAUUAAUCAGUGGUAACAGAAAUUAGUCUGGUUAUUCAUGAAUCUUUUAAUAUCAGACAUGUUCCAGUUUUAACCAAUGGGAGAACAUUACUGUAUAUGAUGAUCAUCUGCUUUAAAUUAAUGUAACUGUAGUUUGCUACAAGAUGUUCUACUAAACAACAUUUUGUAAACAGGGCAUCAAAAUUUAUUUUACAUUUGAAUAAAUUGUGCUUUUGUAUGCA